This is a messenger RNA of Talaromyces proteolyticus, 1056 nucleotides long. RefSeq names its product phosphoribosyl diphosphate synthase. Gene Ontology annotation, cellular component: ribose phosphate diphosphokinase complex; cytoplasm. Bases 1 to 1056 code for a protein of 351 amino acids. The transcript is spliced from 7 exons. Lineage: Eukaryota; Fungi; Ascomycota; Eurotiomycetes; Eurotiales; Trichocomaceae. The record is from RefSeq and is a predicted model, not a curated record. Gene Ontology annotation, biological process: ribonucleoside monophosphate biosynthetic process; purine nucleotide biosynthetic process; 5-phosphoribose 1-diphosphate biosynthetic process. Gene Ontology annotation, molecular function: magnesium ion binding; ribose phosphate diphosphokinase activity.
AUGGCCGCUGGACUUCGUCUCCUAUCCGGUAGCAGCUAUCGUGAACUUGCACAACUGGUAACGAAAAGAAUUGGCUACCCCCUCAGUGCAGAAGCGCUGCACAUCUCCCGGUUUUCCAACGGGGAAACGUUCGUGUCGAUUGAAGCAUCUGUCCGCGGUGCAGAUGUAUUCAUCAUACAAACAGCAUCGGAUCCCGUGAACGAUAUGCUCAUGGAGCUCCUGAUUGCAGUAAGCGCAUGCAAGAUGGCAUCUGCUAGAAGCAUCACGGCCGUGAUGCCAUGUUAUCCAUACGCCCGACAAGAUAGGAAAGACCGCAGUCGCGCACCUAUCACAGCUAAACUUGUGGCUACCAUGCUGGAAAGCGCUGGAUGUAACCAUAUCAUCACCAUGGAUCUUCAUGCUUCACAGAUUCAGGGUUUCUUCAAUAUCCCAGUUGAUAAGUUUGUAUCCCUCCGUUUUGCACGCUGGGGGGUUGUACUGACUUGUAAACUACCCAAAACGCUGGAAUUCCGACAAAGUGUGCUAACAUCCUUGGAAUGGAACAAGCUGUACGCCGAGAAGACAGUCAUUGAAUAUAUCCAACGAGAAUUCGAGCAGAAAGACUUGGUUCUUGUGUCGCCGGAUGCUGGCGGUGCGAAGCGAGCAGCUACCAUAGCAGAUCAUCUUCAGGUCGACCUCGCUAUCAUUCACAAGGAGCGUAAGGUCGCAAACAAAGUCAGCCGCAUGAUUCUAGUCGGCGACGUGAAAAACAAAAUUGCAAUCAUUGUCGAUGAUAUCGCAGACACAUGCGGCACACUUGCCUCAGCAUCCAAAAUCCUCAAGGAGCAUGGGGCCCAAAAAAGCAUAGCGAUAGUCACACAUGGGUUUUUGAGCGGACCAUCCGUUGGGGUAAUCGAGAGCAGUGACCUUGAACGGCUUGUUGUGGCCAACACCCUCCCGUUGCCGGCCCUUGCAAAGUCCUGUGCCAAAAUCCAACAGGUGGAUAUUAGUCCGAUCAUUGCAGAGGCGAUUCGAAGAACACAUAAUGGAGAAUCGAUUUCAAUGCUUUUUAAUUAA